Spinacia oleracea (spinach) is the source of this 839-nucleotide messenger RNA. Its product is annotated as photosynthetic NDH subunit of subcomplex B 3, chloroplastic. Gene Ontology annotation, cellular component: mitochondrion. Gene Ontology annotation, molecular function: electron transfer activity; 2 iron, 2 sulfur cluster binding. Gene Ontology annotation, biological process: P450-containing electron transport chain. Bases 104 to 640 code for a protein of 178 amino acids. The record is from RefSeq and is a predicted model, not a curated record. NCBI's taxonomy places the organism in Eukaryota, Viridiplantae, Streptophyta, Magnoliopsida, Caryophyllales, Amaranthaceae. The transcript is spliced from 6 exons.
AGUUCCAACAAGGCUAAUAGAAAUGAGGUCUACACUCUUGGGUUGUCCACCUGAAACAUAAACAUCACACAAAAUUGAUCAAACCACAAAAAAGAAAAACAAUAUGGAUGCACCAAUGCAUACAUCACGACCCUCUAUUUUCAAGCCACCGAAAACCAGCCAUGGCCACCGUAACAAUUAUAGUCCACCAACAUUAUCUAUGUCUAAUAUGUCUAAGAGGAAGCCUGUCUUGGUCUCCUUCGCCUCGCUUUCAUCAGAGUCAUCAUCCUCGGAGCUACAAAAGCCCCAAAUUGAGCUCGAAUUUAUCGGGCCAAAAGUAGGAAAUGAUGGAUCAUAUCCGGUGGAUAGAGCAAGAGCAGUGAGUGGUGAGAAAUUGCUUAGGACCAUUAUGGCGGAUAACAAGAUUGAGCUUUAUGCUACCUAUGGGAAAGUGAUGAACUGUGGAGGUGGUGGAAGUUGUGGAACCUGUAUUGUUGAGAUACUACACGGAAAAGAUAUUCUUAAUGAAAGAACAGAUGCUGAACUCCGGUACUUGAAAAAGAAACCUAAAUCUUGGAGGCUUGCUUGCCAAACGAUUGUUGGCAACAAAGAAAAUUCUGGCAAGGUUGUAGUUCAAAGGAUUCCUCAGUGGAAGAAAUGACAAGGACAAGAAAAUUCAUCAGGGGCACACUUCUCAUGUGCCACCCAUUCAAAUAAUCCUCUUCCCAUGUCAUUUUUUUAAAAAAGAAGUUAUUUAGCAAUGUUAUAAAUGUAGUCGUGUAGAAAAACAAAUAUGGUAUACGGAGUAGUUUGUUUUUCCAUAUACUCCAUCUGUCCCUAUUUGUUUGCCCCAUAUAUUA